Molecule: messenger RNA, 1029 nt
Organism: Talaromyces proteolyticus
Lineage: Eukaryota; Fungi; Ascomycota; Eurotiomycetes; Eurotiales; Trichocomaceae
Product: putative thiamine biosynthesis protein
Exons: 4
Coding region: 1-1029 (342 amino acids)
Biological process (GO): thiamine biosynthetic process
Source: RefSeq, a predicted model, not a curated record
AUGUCUACCGACAAGAUCACUUUUUUGACCAACUGGCAUGCUACCCCAUACCAUGCUCCUCUCUACCUCGCCCAAUCGAAGGGCUACUUCAAGGAGGAAGGUCUUAAAGUGGCCCUCUUAGAGCCCAACGACCCGUCGGACGUGACCGAGAUCAUCGGUAGCGGUAAAGUGGACAUGGGUUUCAAAGCCAUGAUCCAUACCUUGGCUGCCAAAGCCCGCAACUUUCCUGUCACCUCGUUCGGUUCUCUUCUCGAUGAACCAUUUACCGGGGUUGUCUACCUCAAAGACAGCGGCAUCACCACGGACUUUAAGACCCUGAAAGGCAAGCGUAUUGGCUAUGUUGGCGAGUUUGGCAAGAUCCAAAUUGACGAGCUCACCAAGUACUACGGCAUGACUCCCGACGACUACACUGCCGUACGCUGCGGCAUGAACGUCACCAAGGCCAUCAUCCGCGGCGAAAUUGACGCUGGAAUUGGCCUCGAGAACGUGCAGAUGGUCGAACUCGAGGAAUGGCUUGCAUCGCAGGGCCGUCCUCGCGACGACGUGCAAAUGCUUCGUAUCGACCAGCUCGCCGAGCUUGGCUGCUGCUGCUUCUGCUCGAUUCUGUACAUUGCCAACGACGCCUUCCUCGCCGCAAACACCGACAAAGUCAAGAAAUUCCUGCGUGCCGUCAAACGCGCCACAGACUUUGUUAUUGCCCACCCGAAGGAGGCGUAUGAAGAGUACGUCGACUUCAAGCCUAUCAUGGGCACGGAGGUCAACCGCAAGAUCUUUGAGCGGUCCUACGCUUAUUUCAGUCGCGAUUUAAAGAACGUGCCUCGCGACUGGCAGAAGGUCACCAACUAUGGAAAGCGUCUGGGUAUUUUGGACGCCUCGUUCCAGCCAAACUAUACCAAUGAGUUGCUCUCGUGGGCUCUGGAUGCUGAUUCCAAGGACCCGCUAGGCGACCAGAAGCGUAUGGCUGAGUUGCAGAAGAAGAUUGCCAAGGAAGGAGGUUUCCAGCGGUUGGAGGUUGCUACUACUGCCUAA